AGUCUGAAAGGGGGUAACAUGUGCAAAUCUCAUCAGUUGUAAUUGUCGAGCGAUUAAAUAAAGAUCUUGUUAAUCGAAUUAUUCUAUAUUGAGUAUAUUACAAUUUGGCGACGAGGAAAGCGAACCGAAUAUGCCUUCCACCAAUGAGGGACAAGGUACGUCCAAAAAUGCAUCAAGUGUUGGGAAUUUAAGAGAAUUUCACUUGAAUAUCACAGACUGGAAUAUCUACAAGGCGAGAUUGAAUAACUAUUUCUCAGCAAACGAAAUUUCCGAUACGAAUAAACAACGGGCGAUCCUAUUGAACAUGUUGGACGAGGAAGCCUAUAAACUAAUAUUUAACAUAUGUAGCCCGGACCUUCCAGAAGAUAAGUCUUACAAUUCGUUACUGGAAUUAUUCGACAAACAUUUCACGCCGAAGAAGUCAGUCUUGGCUGAACGCUAUAAAUUCUUCGCGGCGAAAAAGGAUUCGUAUGAAAAUAUCAAGGAGUGGGCUGCAAGAAUAAGAAGUUUGGCUGUUUCCUGUGAAUUCGGACAAGAACUGGAUAUCUGCCUCAGGGAUCGUUUUGUCUGUGGGUUUGAGAAGGGAGCAAUUUUGGAUAGAUUGCUAGAAGAAAAAAAGGAGAUCACAUUUGAACAAGCGAUCAAUGUGGCGGAAAACAAAAUGGCGGCGUGUCAGAGCUACCAGAUUUCAGGUCUUGAAAUCAAGUCGGAGCCGUUACAUCAUAUACGCAAACGCAAUAACAAGAGUGACGAAGGAAAACGUCAUCAAGCAGAAGGCCAUCAUCCGGUGCAGGACAGGGAGAGUUGCGCAGUUUGUGGUAAACAAGGACAUCGCAAAGGUGUUCUGUAUCCAGUUGAUUAUAGCGAAUGGGGAACUCCAGUCGUACCAGUAUUGAAGAAAAAUGGAUCAUUGCGUCUUUGUGGAGACUACAAAGUAACUAUCAACCCGCAUAUUGAAGUUGACCAACAUCCUCUGCCGAGAAUUGAUGAUCUGUUCAAUUGUCUACAGGGUGGAGUAAAAUUUUCAAAACUGGACCUGUCUGAUGCUUACCAACAGAUAGGCUUAGAUGAAAGUUCUAAAGAGCUCACCACAAUUGUUACUCAUAAGGGCUUAUACAGGUACAAUAGAUUAACAUACGGAAUUGCGUCAGCACCUGCUAAGUUUCAAAAAAUAAUGGAAUCGCUUUUCACUGGUUUAGAAGGUGUCGUAGUAUUUUUGGAUGAUGUGUUGAUAACUGGAAAAGAUGAUAAUGAACAUUUGGAAAGAUUGAGAGUAGUUUUAACAAUUCUAAAAAAUUCAGGUUUGAAAGUAAGUCGUCCUAAAUGCAAAUUCUUUCAGGAUAGUAUUGAGUAUCUAGGUUAUAUAAUUGAUAAGGAAGGUUUGCAUACCAGUGAAUCAAAGACAGUAGCUAUUAAAAAUGCGGAAGCACCAACCAAUGUGAGUGAACUCAAAUCGUUCUUGGGAAUGGUGAACUACUAUGGUAGAUUCAUCCCAAAUUUGUCAACUAUAUUACAUCCGUUAUAUGAGUUAUUGAAAAAAGACAAAAAAUGGGAUUGGUCUGACAAUUGUCGAAAAGCUUUCGAGCAGAUUAAAUCCUUCUUAGCUUCUCCUCGAGUUCUAGUACAUUUUGACCCUCUUAUGAAAAUAAAACUGACAGUUGAUGCUAGUCCAUACGGAGUAGCAGCGGUGUUGAGCCAUAUUCUUCCUACAGGGAUAGAUAGGCCAAUUGCCUUCGCUUCUAGAACACUUUCCAACAGUGAAAAAAAUUAUUCCCACAUAGAAAAAGAAGGUUUGGCGAUAAUAUUCGCGGUAUUGAAAUUUCAUCAGUAUUUAUACGCAAAUAAAUUCAAAUUAGUAACAGACAAUAAAGCAUUGAUCUCAAUUUUUGGUCAGCAUAAACCCAUUCCACAAUUUUCGGCCAACAGACUUAGACGUUGGGCCGUGAUACUAUCUAACUAUCAAUAUGAAAUAGAAUAUGUCGAAUCGAAAAAGAAUAAUGCAGAUGCGUUAUCCAGGCUAUUAAAGAAUCAUUCAGAAAACGAUACUCUAAGUAUCGAGGAUAAAGAGGUAAACUAUUGCAAUUUUUUAUCAAAUAGUGACGAAUUACCUAUGAACUAUAAUCAAAUUGUACGCGAAACGAAACAGGAUGAGUUAAUUGCUAAAAUAAUUAGGUUAGUGAAAACAGGAUGGCCUAGAUAUAUCAAUGAUGUAGAUAUUAAACCGUUUUUUUCUAGACGCUUUGAGUUCUCGGUGGUUGAUAAUUGUCUUUAUUGGAACCAUAGAAUUAUUAUCCCGAGCAAGCUACGAUCGGUGUUCUUAAAAUCUCUUCAUCAAACACAUUUUGGAAUUGUUAAAAUGAAAAAUAUAGCUAGAUCGCACUUCUGGUGGCCGAAUUUAGAUAAGGAAAUCGAAGAUACGGUUAAAAAGUGUCAUAGUUGUUCCAGAGUUGCGGGUAAUCCCCCAAAGGUUCCGUUGGCCAAUUGGUCUUGGCCAAAGGAAGUGUGGGAGAGAUUGCAUAUUGACUAUUUGGGACCAAUCGCAGGAAAAUAUUAUUUAAUUAUACUUGACGCCCAUUCGAAAUGGCCCGAAGUUUUUGAGACUUCUUCUACUAACACAGAAAUAACAAUAAAAAUUUUGAAACAAAUUUUUGCAAGGUUCGGUUUACCAGUAACCUUAGUUUCGGAUAAUGCCACAUAUUUCAAGUCCUCUGACUUCGAAUUGUCCUUAACCAACAAUAAUAUUUCACACAAAACGAUACCCCCAUUUCAUCCACAAUCUAAUGGUGCUGCCGAAAAUUCUGUAAAGUUGUUCAAAAAUUCUUUGAAAAAGGCUUUUGUUGAAGGACACCCUGUGGACACGAAUACAGUUCUUUGCAGAUUCUUGUUGGACUAUCGUACUACAAAGCACUGUACGACUGGAGAAACUCCAGCAAAAAUUAUGUUUGGUCGUAAUAUAAGGACAAGGUUUGAUGCCAUACUGUAUAAACCGUCUAGUGUAUUGCGAAAUAGAGUUUUGGAAGCUCAAGAUAGACAAAAGAAAUAUUUCAAAGGCAAUAACCAUGUCCAAUUCUUAGUUGGUGAUACUGUUUUAGUAAAAGAUUAUCGCGAUCAAAAUAAGCCAACCUGGAUUAAAGGCAUCAUUCAGAAGAAAAUUGGUAGAGUAACUUUUCUUGUGUAUAUCCCGGAGUUAGAAAAAAAUUGGAAAAGACAUGCAAAUCAAUUAAAAAAAUCUCUACCAGAUAUAAGUUAUCCGAAUAAGAGUACAGUUGCUGAAACAGUGACUCCAAACAAUGAUAAUACAACUGUUACUAAUGAAAUUGUACCAACUAGACCCAAGCGUGUGGCUAAGCCACCUGAACGCUAUCAAGCUUCUUAAUUUCUGUUGAUCUCAUAUUAUUUGUAGUUAACCUAGUAUUUAGUUGAUGAUGAUUGUAAAAUAACAAUAAUAAUAUGGAUAUUCAAUUAUUGUAUUAAUUUGAAUUAAGGGGUGGAAAAAUGUAAUGUAUUGAAUUAUGUGUAAUGAUUCUUAGAUGUGCGCACUAUGAUUGCCCCACUACCGUUAAACAGUCUGAAAGGGGGUAACAUGUGCAAAUCUCAUCAGUUGUAAUUGUCGAGCGAUUAAAUAAAGAUCUUGUUAAU
Molecule: messenger RNA, 3639 nt
Organism: Coccinella septempunctata (seven-spotted ladybird)
Lineage: Eukaryota; Metazoa; Arthropoda; Insecta; Coleoptera; Coccinellidae
Exons: 2
Coding region: 131-3376 (1081 amino acids)
Biological process (GO): DNA integration
Molecular function (GO): nucleic acid binding
Source: RefSeq, a predicted model, not a curated record